AGUUCAGUGACUUGACAGCCGCCGAGCGGGGAAGACGUGUGUGUGAUCAGUGACACAGUGUUACGUGCUGGAUGAUUAUUUUACGGAGAUUUUUGUGUUUGUGGACACGGAUCUUUUAACGUUUGGAUUGCAUUUUGGAUGGUGGAUUCGCGCGGACAGUGGAACCUGCCAAAUGUGUUCAAAUGAAAAACUGCCUUCCAUCUUUUACAAGUAUAUUAGAUUUAUAAGUAAUGGUGUGGAAAUACUGACCUUGGCGAAUGUAUGAUUACUCAGCUUCAGUAUACGGGAGAAGCGCGUGCGCAGUGGGUGUAGGUGCGGCACGCAGCCUCUAUGCCGCAUCGACGCAGGUUCGACAUACAUCGGGACGUCGCCAGGUCGCUGUUGAAGAGAAGUGAUUUAUUGGGGGUGAGGUAACCUGGCUGAACUGACGAGCCAACGCGAAUACCGUCAUGUGUUCCUCUGAGUACCUAAGCGUCACAUAAUAAUAUACAUCGAAUAAUGUACGUUCCGUCCAAACACUGCCAAACUUUAAAAACGAAUUUAUUAGAGUGUAGUUUAAGUUGUUGAUCGCGAGCGCGUGUGUUGUGUUAGUGUAAGAGCGCCAUCUGGCGUGAUCGAGACGCGCAAGGUGGCGGGGACGCAUGCGCCGUCGGUGCCGGCGUUGGCGAUGCCAUUUAUUGAAGACGAAUGGUGGUCAGCCGAGAAUGAGGGCAGGAUGGUCGAUCUCUCCAAUUGCCUGCAGGACGCGGUAGCCGCGAGUGGACACAGUGCGACUCAGCUGCAACUGCAAAUGGCGACAUCUCUCGGCGAGUUAUCACAAGCAGAGCUGUCUAACUUCGUGGGCGGUCUUACCCUGGAGGCGGACGGCUCCGAAGCUGCAGACCCAGAUGACAUUCUUAAGCAACUGGGAGAAACCGCUUUUGAUAAUUUCGAUACAUUUUUUACUGAUUUGACCAAUUCCACUGCAUCUUCUGCGCCUCCCAUUGAAAUAAAGCAAGAAGAAAAUAACAACAUAUCGCCACCCUCGGGGAGCCAGCUGCAAGGUUCAUACUAUCAACAAAAUAAUCAACUAUCUCUGCCUAAUAAUGGACAACAACGCUUGCAACAAUUAUUGAGAUCGGGCACUAGCGCUAUUAACCAUGCAGUGGCGAAUAAUAUUAAUAAUGGACGGUACAAUAUUGCUUCUGCAAAUCCGUUGCUCGCUGAGAAAUUAGCAGCGACAUCUAGUGGUAUAAAGCAAGAACCGAUGAGUUCUGAUUAUAAUGGAACGAGUAUGAACUAUGGAAACGCGUCUCCAAUGCAACGAGUGCCGAGUGGGAAACCUCAAGUACAUGAUGCUGGUGGAGGAAAAGUGGACGGAGAGCCGACAGCUCUCUCUCUGGGUGCGCGUGGGUCUCUCGGCCGGGCUCUCUUGCACGGCCUGCUUGCGCCCGCUCCGGCGCCCCGACACCAUUUAUAUACUGCGCCUAAUACAGGUUCCCUGCCCCCCUCACCAGCCGACAGUGGCGUGUCGGAUGUGGAAUCUUCAUCAUCAGGCGCCGGCUCUGCGGAGGAGCUUAAAGCGCGGCUGCAACCGCCGCCCCCAGCACCCUUCCACACGCCUUUCCUGCCCUUCUACCAGCAGCAUCAGAUCGCCACCUCCUUGCAGCACCACGUCGCUGCCCAUCCAAGGCCAACCGUUGGCACGGUGGGUGACCGUGACGCGUACGGCUACGGGUACAGCGGCGGAGGCGGGCACCACUUUGCCGCGCCUGCGCCGCCGCCCCUCCCGCACGACGACCUGCCCUACCCGGUAUUCGAUUUCGGCGACUACCAGCGGCACCAUCACCAUAACAAACUCAAACCCAAGAAGAGGCCGCGCACGGACGCGCCGCCCACACCCGGCGUCAAGCGCAAGAGCCGAGAGGGCUCCACCACCUACCUGUGGGAAUUCCUUCUCAAGCUGCUGCAGGAUCGGGAGUACUGUCCGCGCUACAUCAAGUGGACGAACCGCGAGAAGGGAGUGUUCAAGCUAGUGGACUCGAAGGCGGUGUCGCGGCUGUGGGGCCUGCACAAGAACAAGCCGGACAUGAACUACGAGACGAUGGGGCGGGCGCUGCGCUACUACUACCAGCGCGGCAUCCUGGCCAAGGUGGACGGCCAGCGCCUCGUGUACCAGUUCGUGGACGUGCCCAAGGACAUCGUGGAGAUCGACUGCUCGCUGGCGUAGAGCGGCGCGUGUCGGACUUUCUCUCAUACGUAACUGUUCGUAGAGUCGUUAUUCGUUUCGCCCUUUCGUACGUUUUUCACUAACUACUUAAAUAGUAAAUAUCGUCUAUUUUUCAAGUCAUCAUGCAUUACGUUCUUUCCGAUCGCUUCUAAUAAUGUUCUUAAGAUAAAUAUUAUUAUUCUCAAAUUGAACUAAUAUAAUGUUUAUUAUUGAAUUAAAUAUUUAUACAGAAUGGGAGAGACGAAAUUGAUUGCUCAAAUGUUUAUAUAUACCUAUUUUUAGGGAAUUUCAGAAAGGAACACUAAACUUUGCUAGAUGUUAUAUGGUAUGGAGUGACUUUUGUAUAAUGUUAAAACGAAUUUUUAAAGUUUGUAACGUUUCUACUGAUAUUGUAACGCGGGUGCGCCGGCGCCGCCCGAACAGAACUUCCUACCUCAAAACUACGCAAAAAUAAUAUUACAUAUUAUGAAUAUACAAUUUAUUCGAAAAACAGUUUUUACAAUAUGCAAUAAGUAAUAUUAUAGUCUAAAUAAGAGUUUAUAUUAAAGAAAUAUUUACGUAAUGAAAAUGUUUAUAUUAUAAUUAUGAAAAUAUCGUGUAUCGCCCUCAGAUGAAAUACAACCUCUUUGGUGCUUUUUACGGCCAUUCGCAUAUUUACACCUUGUUGAAACUGACGACCUCAAUGAUAUUUAUAUAUAUUAUACUUAUUUAAUUAUAUUUAUCUACCAAUUGUCUAGCUACAUUGUUCCUUUGUUGUGACCGAGCCAGUGCGCCCGCAGGGGAUGAAAAUAAAAAAACUAAAGAAAUCUCCAGAGACCGCGAUCUUUCUCUUUAGAUAAAAUUAUAUUUACUAUUUGAUUAUAAAUGUCCCUUUUAAAGUACAAUUUAGCUGAAUUUUAUAUAAAAUGCGUCCCCUAAAGGUGUACAUUGGUCGUCGAUCUCUGAAUUCUAUCUUGUUCUUAAUGUAUCCUUUCGUUUACGAUUGAAACCGAAUUUUCAAUUGAUAUUAUUAGGGUUCUUGUUCGUGGAAUAACAAUUCUACCUAGAGUACUGAAACCAACUGCCAACUUUCUGUUAGAGAACUUUAUAUUUAAGAUGUAAUUCUUGUGAGUUAAUUGUGUUAAUUAAAAAUAGAUGUUUACUAUAAGUGAGCUGUUUUAAGUGAACACGUUCUAGUUUAUUUCGUUUAUUUAAAUUUACUAUAAGCCUGUUGCAGGGGUCCCGGGCUGCCAUUCAUUUGACAUAUCAAAAUGUAUAGUAUUCGUAUAUAUGUUUAUAACAAAAAUAUAUUUUAUCAGCAUAUCAGAUGAGUUCGAUAUAAAAUCGUUAAAAAUCUAUUGUGAUAUAAUAUUUCGCAGCAGCGCGGGACUCCUAUUUUUUGUUACCUGAAUAAAUAUUAUUAAUAAUUAAUUACGAUUUGUGGUCCAAUGUUAAUGAAUCAUGAUACUUUUAACUAGAUAGUCGAUUAAAGGAUCAGGUUUAAACGUAGCCUAGUUCACGUUGAGUUUGUAAUUCAUAAAUACAAAGACAAAUCAAGAUUUGUAUAUGUUCACUGUUAUUAUGAACUGGUGUAUACUGAAUAUGAUUUCCUGACGACUAGGGAGGAAUCGCGCGACGAGGUGCGCGUCCAAGAGCGGCGGCGGCGCGGCGCGCAGUCCUCGCCGCGUGAAACUCUGAUUCCCGAAUGUUACGCAAUAUUUUUAUAUUCAAAUUACAUUAUAUCAAUUUAUUAGCGAGUAAGGCUCUAUUAUAUAUCGUACCGUUGACGCGAAGGACUGCGCGCCGUUUCGCCUUUUAAUCGAAAAGGGUUAGUGAAGCCUUAAGAGAAUCGAAAUGUCAAGUAAAUGGGUGCUAAGUGUGGGACCGGCGGAAUAGCGCAACGCGAAAAUAACCGACGGACCGACCGGACCGACCGGACCGACCGGACCGACCGGAGCACGGCUUAUAUACUAGAGAUUUAUGUAUCAAAUGCAAUGUCGAGUACACGCCCAGUGUUGUGUUUCGAACUCGGAGUGAGUGAACGAUCUCAGUGUCCAAACUUCUACGAUCAAAUCCAGUGGCCGUUCCAUGUGAUUUAAAGUUUAACAUAUGAUAGAGGAGUUUUAAUCGUAUUUUUAUAUAGGUAGGAGAAAUUCUCAAAGUUCUUUCUUUCGAAAUCUAUUUCUCGCUUUUGUAAAUAUUACUUUAAGUUUUAACUUAUUUAUUUCGUCUUGUGAAAGUAUAACGUUUGCCGGAUCCGCGCGUCCGACCCCUUAUUAGAACUUCAUUGAAGAUUUAUUCAAAUAUUUAAAAUUAGUUAAAUUAUUGCCUCUUACAAAUGUCUCACGAGUUUGAUGAAUUGGUUCUUAUACAACUGAGUCGAUGGCGCGGAUUUCGUGACCGUAAAAUACUUUUUCCUUUUUUAGGAAAUUUCGUUCUAUAGGUUACAAAUUUUAUUGUAAUAUACAUAACUAUAAAUGAAUAAUAGUAGUAAUGAGUGGACCACGGGAUGGCAGGGGAGAGCUCUCAGAAUUUAUAAUUCGGCUAGUGUGAAAUGUAUAAGAGUUACCGGUUAGUAGGCAAAAUGUUUGAGCGAACAUUUAAAAAGACGCUCGACAGAUUUAAAAUAAUUUUAGUCGAAUUGAUGUUGUUAAAAAAUCAAAGUUUCUAAUUAAUGUACUUAAAAUUUCAAUGUAAAUUUUAACAGCACCUUGUGGAAAUUAUUGUUAAAAAUAUUUUAAUUGAGCCUAGUCUUAGUCUUAUUAUAAAAUUCGUUUUAAAUAAUUUCGGACGCCAUAUUGGUACGAGGCGUCCUUUAGGCCUCGAUGGCCAACUGUGUAUUGCACGUAAAAAUUGUAAAUAAAUUAAAAAUAAUCCAAACGCACACCCUCGCGACCCAUGUACGAAUUGUCAAUGGCGUCGGUAGAUAGGUAAAAUAUGAAAAUAUUUUGCGCGAAAGCAAUGAGAAGGUUAGUGAAUUUGGUAAUAGGGAGAGGGGUGUACGCUGACGAAACACGUUUUGUCUACUAUUUCAAUGUAUUCUUAUUCACUAGUUAAUGUCCAAUAAUUGAAUACGUAAUUGGUGAAUGCGUGUGGAUUCUUUCAUUAUUUUACGCGUAAGCAGUUAUCAUCGCAUCAAAAUUAAGCUUCAGCUAUUCGACGCUAGAAGUCGCAGUUUAUAAUUUUUUUUAAACGUUUUAGUUCUGAGAGUCAUGAGCGGUAGUGAUUUAUGUUACACUUGCUUUUAGAUUUAUACAGAUAAAGUCCGAUUAUUUUUAAUUAUAAUUUAAGUUCGUUAAUUUAACAAAAUACUGUAUUUUCUGCCCCCUAGUUAAGUUAUUUUUCUAUGUAUAGCUAGUUAUAAGUGUAAAUGAUUUAGCAUAUACAUUUGAUGCAUGAUGAUAAUGUUAAUAAAAUAUCCACAAUAAAAUACAAA
This is a messenger RNA of Vanessa atalanta (red admiral), 5624 nucleotides long. RefSeq names its product ecdysone-induced protein 74EF (gene Eip74EF). Gene Ontology annotation, molecular function: sequence-specific DNA binding; DNA-binding transcription factor activity, RNA polymerase II-specific. The coding region runs from base 668 to 2209 and encodes 513 amino acids. Lineage: Eukaryota; Metazoa; Arthropoda; Insecta; Lepidoptera; Nymphalidae. The transcript has 10 exons. Gene Ontology annotation, cellular component: nucleus. Gene Ontology annotation, biological process: cell differentiation; regulation of transcription by RNA polymerase II. The record is from RefSeq and is a predicted model, not a curated record.